Molecule: messenger RNA, 1413 nt
Organism: Aspergillus tanneri
Lineage: Eukaryota; Fungi; Ascomycota; Eurotiomycetes; Eurotiales; Aspergillaceae
Exons: 4
Coding region: 1-1413 (470 amino acids)
Biological process (GO): sodium ion export across plasma membrane; proton export across plasma membrane; regulation of membrane potential
Cellular component (GO): plasma membrane
Molecular function (GO): sodium:proton antiporter activity
Source: RefSeq, a predicted model, not a curated record
AUGAAUUUCACCAGACUCGUCUUGGGUGUGCAGUUGGUAACUGCGGGUAUCCAAUUGCCCAGAAACUACCUGCAAGAUGAAUGGAAGAGCCUGUUGUUACUUCUUGGGCCUGGCAUGGCUGCCAUGUGGAUAUGUAGCAGUCUUGUUAUCUGGGGCUUGAUUCCUAGUUUCCGGUUCCUCCAUGCCCUUAUAGUGGCAGCCUGUUUAACCCCAACUGAUGCAGUCCUUUCAAAUUCUAUCAUAAAAGGGAAGUUUGCUGAUAAACAUGUCCCUCGCGCACUGCAAAGAAUCAUCAUCGCAGAGUCAGGAGCAAAUGAUGGCCUGGGCUAUCUCUUCCUCUACUUUGGAAUGUAUCUACUGAAAUACACUGGAACGGGUGGAGGUCCUGCGAAAGCUAUUGGAACGUGGCUCUACGACACAUGGGUAUAUGGUGUUAUACUGGGCACUGUCUAUGGCGUCACAGUCGGCUGGUUCUCAAGGAAGUUGCUCCAGUUCGCGGCAGAAAAACAUUAUGUGGACCGAGAGAGCUUCCUUGUCUUCGCUGUAACCCUUGGACUUUUUACCUUGGGAACAUGCGGUCUUAUCGGAACAGACGAUCUUCUGGCUUGCUUCAUUGCUGGUUAUGUCUUUUCACAGGAUGACUGGUUCCGACUGGAGACAAUGGACGACUCCCUGCAGCCGACUAUCGACAUGCUCCUCAACCUUUCCGUCUUUGUGUGGUUUGGUGCAGUAUGCCCGUGGACCCUGUUUGUGCACAACCAUAUUAUUCCCCUUCACCAGCUCUUCUUUCUGGGAUUUUUGAUACUCCUAGUCCGUCGGAUGCCUGUUGUCUUCGCAAUGUACAAAUACAUGCACCAGAUAGAGCAUGUCGCCCACGCAGCCUUCGUCGGGUUUUUUGGACCCAUUGGUGUUGGUGCCAUUUUUUUCCUAUCGGCUAGUCGGGAAUAUCUAUGCGGAAUUACGGUCGACGGCAGGAUGCGGCAGGAUGCGGAGAGGGUUUCAGAUGCGGUUAAUAUAGUAGUGUGGUUCUUGGUCGUUUCCAGCAUAAUAGUUCACGGCCUUUCUAUCCCCCUGGUGGUAGCAGGAUACCAUCUUCCGGGAACCGUAUCGAGUGCCUUCAGUACUAGUUUCGCAAUCGAGCCAGAUCCUGCCUCUCUUCCAGGUAUUCAAGAGGCUGAAAGCUCUCGAACGCCUCAGUUAUUUGCCAACAACCAAAAUCAUGGAUGUGGCAUCGACCGAAAAUCGUUUCGGCACCUGUUCCGCCGGAUUGGUCGAUCGCUGAUAAGAAUCAGCUUUCCAGCCAGCCUUGUGCAGCCAAGGAUGGGUCUGCCUGGGGAGCUCGAGAAUCCAGGGGGCCCGGUCGCUGAUGAGGCGGAGCGACGUAACCUGAUAGCGGCCGAAAACCUAGUCUGA